AUGGCGCCCGAUCGCUCAGGAAAGAGUGUGUUUCUGGGAAACAUUCCCUACAACCUCACCGAGGAACAGGUGAAAGACAUUCUCAGUACAGCUGGCACAGUCACCAAGUUUCGCCUGAUGAUGAACCCCGAGACUGGCAAGCCUAAGGGUUAUGGAUUCGCAGACUUUGCGGAUGCCGAUGCAGCAGCCUCGGCCGUGCGGAAUUUGAAUGACUAUGAGAUUAUGGGUCGCAAGAUUCGGGUGGACUGGCCUCACAACAAUGAGAAGGACUCUGUGCCCGCGGACUAUUCCCAACAGACACAAUCGAUGGAGCAAGACUCCAUACCACAAAUGCAGCAGAUUCCCGGUGCCGCUCCGCUUCCUCCAUUGCCUCCAGGCGUCGAUGUCCCGCCUCACCUCGACUGCCCUAAUGCGAUCUCACAAACGCUCGCAUCUCUUCCCCCAAAUCAGCUCCUUGACGUCCUUACACAAAUGAAAGCUCUCGCUGUGGCCGAUCCAAUCCGAGCCACGGAACUCCUCCGCCAAGCUCCUCAGCUUGCUUACGCCAUAUUCCAAGCUCUGCUGCUCAUGAACCUGGUGGAAUAUCAGGUGUUGGGGUCCAUCGUGGAGCAGGCGGCCCAGACACAAUCUACUCCUCAAGUACCUCCCCAGGUGGCUCCUCAAUACCAACAGUAUGGUGUUCCGGGACAGAUGGGGACACCUCCUGUGGCCGGUGGUCCAUAUGCUCCUCCACCGCCACCUACUCAGGCUGCCCCACCUCAGGUGCCGGGCCAGGAUGAGUUGUUACAGCAGGUGCUCAGCAUGCCACAGUCUGCGAUUGAUGCUCUUCCCCCAAUGGAGCGUAGUCAAAUCAUGCUAUUGCGCCAACAACUGAUGCAGGGCGGUAUGCGAUGA
Penicillium diatomitis is the source of this 894-nucleotide messenger RNA. Its product is annotated as putative polyadenylation factor subunit CstF64. Gene Ontology annotation, molecular function: mRNA binding. Gene Ontology annotation, biological process: mRNA 3'-end processing. The coding region runs from base 1 to 894 and encodes 297 amino acids. The record is from RefSeq and is a predicted model, not a curated record. Gene Ontology annotation, cellular component: mRNA cleavage and polyadenylation specificity factor complex. The transcript is spliced from 2 exons. Lineage: Eukaryota; Fungi; Ascomycota; Eurotiomycetes; Eurotiales; Aspergillaceae.